AUGCAAAAAUCACUCAGAGUUGAACUGUUGCAGGUCAACACCACCAACAACUCUAAGCAGCCUCAAUGGGCCGCAAUUGUGGGAGCUUCCAAAGGAGUGGGAGUUCAGACGGCGGGGGAGAAAAAUGGAAGCGAGUGGCUUUUAGAGUCGCUGAAGAUGCAGAUGAAGCCUAAGAGUGAGCUUCAACACAAAAAGAACAAGACGCGAGGUAGCGGGCAGAGACAUGAGGAUGUGAAGCUGAAGGAGCCCAAAGAAAGACUCAUUGCGCUGAAGGGAAGAGUCAGAAAGUGGCCAGCAAAGAUUGCAAAGAAGGAAACGGCUGCUAAGGAGAGCUGGCCUACAUUAGGUAGCACGAUUCCAAAUCAGACUGUUGAGAAAUCAAUCGGUCCAAUGUGGAGCAAGGCUAUUAGAGAUGGAGAUGUGAAGGCUGUUACAGCUGUGAAAAUGGUGGUGAAGGUUGAGAGGGUUACAAAGGAGGUUACAGCUCCGUAUGUGGCCCCAAAAAAGGCGUGGGCUAAGGUUGUCAAGGCAACAGAGCCAGGGAAGACUACAAAGAAAGAGGAGCCACAGCAGCAGGCUCCAAAGAAGGUGGUUCAUGGUCUUUUGGGUGAAGCAUGGAAGGAGGCACUCGAUGUUGGUCUCAGGGGAGAAAAGUUGAUGCCUGCUGCUCCUAAACGUUGCCAUUCAGCUGUGGCUGCUUUCCACUACGAGGAGACUAAUGCUGCUAGGGUUGAUGCUGCUGACGUUAAGAAAACGCAACGGGUCUCCUUUUUGCCUGGAGAGUUUUCUUUCUUCAAGCACUUGUUGCUGGAAAAGAACAACAAGACCUACUUGCCAAAUGACUUCUACAAGUAUAGGGAAUGGACCAACCAAAAAGAAGGUACCGUCUUCCUUCCUACUGAUUUCUACAAGUAUCGUGAGUGGACCCUCCAAAAAGAAAAGACCGCCUUUUAUCCCAAGGAUUUCUUCAAGUACCUGGAGUGGACGAAUGAAAAAAAAUACGUGACCUUCUUUCCUUGCACUUUCUUCAAAUGCAAGGAAUGGGUCACGGAAAGAAGAAACCCUUCUUUCCUCACUGGUGAAUUCUUUGACAUAUGGAAACUCCAAGAGGAGGAGAAUGUGACGGUAUCCGGUGACUACAAAAGGAAAUUGGACUUGUUGCCUGAGAAAAUUGAGGCAAGUCUUUCCUGCUUUGAACUCGCGCCGGAAUUGUCUUCUACAAAAACUACAAGGGAACAAAAACCCGGCAUGAGUGACCGAAGUGUGUUUGUGACUGUUGUUGACGGCAUGAAGAAGUGCUUCCAGGCGCCUGUCUUGUAUGGCUUUUUUGCCUUGACCUUGUUGAUGUGGCCACUUAUUUAG
Molecule: messenger RNA, 1362 nt
Organism: Candidozyma auris
Lineage: Eukaryota; Fungi; Ascomycota; Pichiomycetes; Serinales; Metschnikowiaceae
Exons: 1
Coding region: 1-1362 (453 amino acids)
Source: RefSeq, a predicted model, not a curated record